AUGAUGCACGACCUUCCCACGCCAGCUCCGUCGUCGGAUCCUCCGAUGCCAGGCUCGUCGCCCGUCAAAGGAGCGAAGAUCGGCAAGGCACUCAUGGCUGCCAAAGAGGCUGCCGCGACGCGUCCGUUUGCGCCUCUGGACCUCAACCUCGUCGGCGCUCGCGUCAAGACGUUCCAGGAAACGAGGGAAAAGGCCGGCGCCACUCCACCGCCUUCGUCGCCCCCCGCCUCGUCCGUGUUCCUCUCGUCGCCCGUCACGCAGCCGCGACACCAAGAGCUUGGCUUCUCGCCCGUCAAGCAGCAGCGCGCCUUCACUCCACGAAUUCAGCCUUCCCGCGACAGCACGGUGGGUGCACCGCGCGACCGAGCGCAGGAGCUCGGCAAUCAGCUUCUCGGCCUGGUCCCGAACACGGAGCUGGAUGCGGACACGGACGCGGUGCCGAACCUGCUCUUCGGAAGCAAGAGCGUCAGUCUCGUCAUCGGACGUUCCAAGCCUUCUGGCGAACCUCACGCCAUGGCUGCCAACGAUGGCUCGCAGCAGUCGACUGCAGGCGACAUCCCGCCCUCGAUGCAGGGCCUAGGCGCCAAGAAGGUGAUGCGCGUCAAUCUGCCCAACGACGCGCGCCACGUCUCGCGCAUCCACGCGAUCGUCGAAUGGAUCCCCUUCGUGGCGCGUGCGGCUGCAGUCAAGAAGCAGACCGUGUCGAGCUUCACCGCCAAGGGCUCACCUGUGGGCGCGCGCCUCGCGUCGCAAUCCAACACGAGCGGCGCAAACGGAACGUUCAUAGUGCGCAUCGUCGGCCAGAACGGCCUGAUCGUCGAGGGCAAGCGUCGCCGCGAGGGCCAGGUGCUGCGUCUGACACCCGGCAAGACGCUCAUCGACUUUUUCGGCGUCAAGUGCCGCUUCGAGCAUGUGCCUUCCAGCACCGACCGCCGCGCCUCGCCCGUCAAGUCGUCGCAGGCGCGCGUGCACGAAUGGACGCAGCGUGUCACGUCGCCCGUCAAGAAGGGCGCGGCUGAUGUACAGGCGCCUGUCACCACGCAGGCCUUGGAAGGCAUGCCGGUCAGCUCCCCGCCGGCCAGCUCGCCUCCUCAUAUGCUCGGCUUGCUGUCGCCAAGCAAGCGCGCCAGCAGCAACCGCGGCCGCGCUUCAGCCGCCGACGCAGAGGAUGAGGAAGCCGACGACGUGCACAGCUCGCCCACGCCUGCCCACCGACGAGGUGGUGGGCUCGUGGCAGGACCGCUCAACGCUCAGCAAGUUCGCGCCGGCGACAGCGACGAGGAGAUGGCGAGCGGCGCCAAAGCGCUCUUGGACGACGACGACGACGACGACGAUGAAGACGACGAGAGCGACGAUGAGGACUACGUGCCCGCCGAAUUCGAGCCCAAGCCCAAGUCGGUGUCCAGUCCGCGCAAGCUCGUGGCUGCGAUCGCCGCCCUCGACGAUGACAGCAGCUCGCUCUCAGAUUCCGAUGCUGUGGACGAGCAGAUCGGCGACGCAGCGCUCGCCACCCAGCCGACGGUGACGACUGCUGCGCGCAAGCGCACUCCGACGAGCGAGAGCGCCACCUCCAAGGCGGCGGUCGCGGGUGAUCUCACAGAGUCGCAGGCCAAGAUGCCCCCACCUGCGGCCACGGUAGCUGCUGUGCGCAGCUCGGCGCGUCGAUCGGCGAGCAACAGUCCGGCGCCCUCUUCGCCGCUGCUGGGCUCGUCGGUGCAGGAGCUGCAGAAGCUGGCGCGCAACGGCGUUAGCCAGCUGGCGCCCACGUACGAUCUGCCUGGCCUUCUCGCCGGCGCGAUCGUCUUCCACCGCACGGCGACGAUCAGUGCGUCGGAAGCGGUGCGCUCGGUGCUCACCACCACGCCCGGGCUGAUGAAGGGCCAAGCGGGCGAGCAUUCGGUGGCGUUCAGUCCGUCGAAACGCAAGCUGCCGGGCGCCGCCACGCUGCAGCAAGGCUGCACGGUCGACGGCUGGCCCACGCAGAGCGAGGGCGGUGAGCGCUGGACGUCGAUCGCGCGCAAGGCGUGGCGCGAGCAUCUCGAGGUGGUGUUGCAGUCUUCGCCGAUGUUCGGCGUGAUCCAGCGCGCGGGUAAGGACGCGUCGGGAAACCCGCUCGAGUGCUGGUACUACUAUGACAAGGAGAACGACCCGGACAAGGAGCGCGCCGAGAACCUCGGUGUGUUCGCCAAGCCCAUGCGCAAGGCGCUCAAGGGCCAGAAGCCCAUCUUCUGGAAGCGCAGCGGCUAUGCUUCGCGCCAGGACGAGGUGGCCGAGGUGAAGCCCGAGACCAGCUCGAGCUCGUCUUCGCUGGUGGGAGAGCAGGAGUCGAUCGACAUUGCGAGCGCGCCGCUGCCGUCGUCGUCCAUGGGUAACGGCCGCAAGAGGAAGGCGGGCGCAAUGACACAGACGCAGGCCGAGACGCAGACAGGAGGUGCAGGCGCCGACGACGAGGCGAGGCGGCGCGAAAAGCUGCGUGUCAAAAUCGCCAGGAGCGGCCUGUGGGACGAGACUCAACCUGAAGAGAAGGAGGCUCCCACGUGGGACCGCAAGGGCGAUCAGGAUUACAGGAAGGGUCGCAAGUGA
Molecule: messenger RNA, 2583 nt
Organism: Moesziomyces antarcticus
Lineage: Eukaryota; Fungi; Basidiomycota; Ustilaginomycetes; Ustilaginales; Ustilaginaceae
Exons: 1
Coding region: 1-2583 (860 amino acids)
Source: RefSeq, a predicted model, not a curated record